CCCCGCCUGCCACACCCCAGGGGACCUCCGUGUUGUGAUGGCCCAGCCACUGCUGUCACUUGCACAAACCUGGCGCCCCAUUCUUGGAGCUACUGGCUGUCUGUAGGGCCCUCCCUCCUUCAGCGACCCUGGGCAGCCUGGGCUUCCCUUCUUCCCUGGCCCUAGGCCCUGGUCAUAGGGCUGCCAGUGAAGCCAGGACAGGAAUGUGCUGAGGGCAGAGCAGCUACUUCGGGGCUGUGCGGCGUUGGUGACAUCCAGGCCCGUGAUGGCCCCAGGGGCCGGGUGAGCGGACUGGGCUCUGAGGCGCAGAUGAGCUGAGGAGCCGGUGGGGAGAGUGGGCGGGACCUCAGGCUCCCUUGAGGAUUCUCUGAGCCCUCCUGAGAAUUCCUGGGUCUCCGUGGCAACCAUCUCCAAGGGACACAGUCAGUGCUCAAGAACCUGGUUACUCGGAGAGAAGGACUAGCGGGGUGGAGCACUUUGUCCGGGCUUGGGCGCCAGCUCUUUUCAGGGUUGGCCAGACCCAAGCCAUCACGUGAGGUAUCCCUCGGUCACGUGACUCGACGCACGUGACCACCAGUGCCGGCUACAGAACUAGACAUGGGUCCACAGCGCGGGGAGACAGUGCACCCCCGGGCCAGUCCCUCUGUCCUGCUGCUGGGCCUGGCGCUGCUCAGCCUGGGGACCUUCCAGCCCUCUGGCAGCCUGUUUGUCCGGCGCUGUGGGGACCCCGAGUUCCGGGAGUACUACUACGAGCAGCUCCUGGACCACUUCAACUUUGAGAGCUUUGGUAACAAGACCUUCGGGCAGCGGUUCCUGCUGUCAGACAAGUUCUGGCGGCGGCCCGAGGGCCCCAUCUUCUUCUACACGGGGAACGAGGGCGAUGUGUGGGCUUUCGCCAACAACUCUGGCUUCCUGGUGGAGCUGGCGCGGCAGCAGGAGGCCCUGCUUGUUUUUGCGGAGCACCGGUACUACGGGCAGUCGCUUCCGUUUGGCGCGCAGUCCACACAGCGCGGUUACGUGCAGCUGCUGACCGUGGAGCAGGCGCUGGCUGACUUCGCCGUGCUGCUAAAGGGCCUGCGGCGGGACCUCGGCGCCCAGGACACCCCGGCCAUUGCCUUUGGAGGGAGCUACGGCGGGAUGCUCAGCGCCUACAUGAGGAUGAAGUAUUCCCACCUGGUGGCAGGCGCACUGGCGGCCAGCGCGCCUGUCGUGUCUGCCGCAGGCCUUGGUGACUCCUACCAGUUCUUCCGGGAUGUCACAGCGGACUUCUACAGGCAGAACCCCAGCUGUGCCCAGGCUGUGCGUGAUGCCUUCCAGCAGAUCAAGGACCUGUUUCUGCAGGGAGCCUAUGAUCAGAUUAGCCGUGAGUUUGGGACCUGUCAGUCACUCUCGGGCCCAGAGGACUUGACACAGCUCUUUAUGUUUGCUCGGAAUGCCUUCACCGUGCUGGCCAUGAUGGACUACCCAUACCCAACUGACUUCCUGGUCACCCUGCCUGCCAACCCUGUCCAGGUUGGCUGCGACCGGCUGCUGAAUGAGGCCCAGAGGAUCACAGGGCUGCGAGCGCUGACAGGGCUGGUCUACAACAUUUCUGGCACGGAGCGCUGUUACGACAUCUACCAGCUGUACCGCAGCUGUGCCGACCCUACCGGCUGUGGCACUGGCUCUGAUGCCCAGGCCUGGGACUACCAGGCCUGCACAGAGAUUAACCUGAAGUUCAGCAGCAACAAUGUGACUGACAUGUUCCCCAUCCUCCUGUUCACUGAGGAGAUCCGCCAGCAGUACUGCCUGAACACAUGGGGCGUGUGGCCCAGACCCAACUGGCUGCAGGCCAGCUUUGGGGGCAACGACUUCAAGGCUGCCAGCAAUAUCAUCUUCUCCAAUGGUGACCUGGACCCCUGGGCCGGUGGGGGGAUACACAGAAACCUUAGCGAGUCUGUGGUUGCAGUCACCAUCCAUGGCGGGGCCCAUCACCUGGACCUCAGAGCCUCUCACCCAGAGGACCCUGCGUCUGUUGUAGAGGCGCGCAAGCUGGAGGCCAGCCUCAUCUGGGAGUGGGUAAAGGCAGCCAGGAGUGAGCAGCCGCCCCCCCAACAAGGCCAGCAGGACUGACUGAGGGGAGCACCUCAGGGGUUCCUUGUGGACCACAGUGGCUAGCCCAGGGCAGGGCUGCUGGUGCACAAGGGCACACGGCUGAGUGGACAUCUAGGGCCAGGCCGGGCACACCCUUCCAGUCCUGUCCAAGGCCCUCACGAGGAGCAGUCAUUGUGCACAGCUGCUGAACCAAUAAACGUUUAAUAAAGCA
Messenger RNA from Chinchilla lanigera (long-tailed chinchilla), 2305 nucleotides. It is a transcript of the gene Dpp7, whose product is annotated as dipeptidyl-peptidase 7. The transcript has 12 exons. Lineage: Eukaryota; Metazoa; Chordata; Mammalia; Rodentia; Chinchillidae. Gene Ontology annotation, cellular component: vesicle. Bases 598 to 2112 code for a protein of 504 amino acids. The record is from RefSeq and is a predicted model, not a curated record. Gene Ontology annotation, molecular function: serine-type exopeptidase activity; dipeptidyl-peptidase activity. Gene Ontology annotation, biological process: proteolysis.